Molecule: messenger RNA, 1496 nt
Organism: Liolophura sinensis
Lineage: Eukaryota; Metazoa; Mollusca; Polyplacophora; Chitonida; Chitonidae
Product: ERO1-like protein beta
Exons: 16
Coding region: 90-1496 (468 amino acids)
Biological process (GO): protein folding in endoplasmic reticulum
Cellular component (GO): endoplasmic reticulum membrane; endoplasmic reticulum
Molecular function (GO): protein-disulfide reductase activity; FAD binding; thiol oxidase activity
Source: RefSeq, a predicted model, not a curated record
CCGCGAUCGGAACAGUAGUGUCAUUCUGAUGUUGAUAUUUGACCUGUUUACAAUUGUUGAGGUGUAACUAUCACACAUCUUACACGGGUAUGGCCCGUGUAACGACAUUCUGGCUGUUUGUUUCGUUGGCAUCUGUCAUAACAACUUCAUCAAAACAAAAUGAGAGCGUGGGUGACCGAUGUUUCUGCAAGUUGACAGGUGAGGUUGAUGACUGCUCCUGUAAAGUGGAGACUUUAGACACACUCAACAAUAACAAACUUUACCCCAUCCUCAAGAGCCUCCUGGAGAAAGAUUACUUCAGGUAUUUUCAGGUGAACCUAAAUAAGGGAUGUCCGUUCUGGACAGAUGACAGUAGAUGUGCUCUCAAGGACUGCCACGUCUCCAAGUGUCCAGAGGAAAAAAUCCCUGAAGGUUUGAAGGGAAAAGGAAAUCAGAAUGGCCAUACUGACACGGGAAAAGUGGACGCUGGCAAAUACUCAGAGGCAGCUCAGAUUACUGGAGAUUGCGAAGAAGAGAGGAAACUGGGAGCCCUUAACAAAACUAUCAGUAAUGAGAGUAUGGAGGCAUUCAAAGACUGGACGAAGUAUGAUGAUGCUCAAGAGACAUUUUGUGAGAUUGAUGAUGAGUCGUCCAAUGAGCUGCAGUAUGUAGAUCUACUGUUAAAUCCGGAGCGAUACACAGGCUACAAAGGGGCUUCCCUCAUCGCAUAUGGAAUAGUGUCCUACAAUGAGAACUGCUUCAAGCCUGACCAUCAGGACUUCAGCCAGGGAUACCUGCCCCAUCCUGUCCCAAGAGGUUCAUCUGAUGAAGGCAUGUGUUUGGAGAAGAGAGCUUUUUAUCGUCUGAUUUCUGGCCUCCACACCAGCAUUAAUAUCCACCUGUGUGCAAAGUACCUAUUACCCGACAAGACUGGUUAUGGAACCUCAACUUGGGGACACAAUGUAAAGGAAUUUCAGAAGAGAUUUGACCCAAAGAAAAAUCCACAUGGCCCUCAGUGGUUAAAAAACCUCUACUUUACAUACUUGGUAGAGUUACGGGCCUUGGCAAAGGCUGCUCCCUACUUAUUAGAGGAAAACUUUUACACGGGUAACAAAGAAGACGAUAUAGAUGUGAAAAAUGGUGUGAGAGAAGUUCUAACAAUUGCCAAGUCUUUCAAUGACCAUUUUGAUGAAAGUAAACUAUUUAAAGGAGAUGCUAGCAUGGCUUCAACAUUAAAGAAAGAGUUUCGUGAACAUUUUCGUAACAUUUCUCGUAUCAUGGAUUGUGUUGGAUGUGACAAGUGCAGGUUAUGGGGAAAACUGCAGGUGCAGGGGAUGGGAACCGCCCUAAAGAUCCUCUUCUCUGGGAACAGUGUCGGUCCAAACUCAAUUGUCUCACCGCUUCACAAGGAAUCCUUCCAAUUGAGGAGGACAGAGAUUGUCUCGUUGUUUAAUGCCUUUGGCAGGUUAUCCAGUAGCAUCAAGAACUUAAAACAUUUCAGGACAUUGCUGCAGUAA